This is a messenger RNA of Rotaria socialis, 1275 nucleotides long. NCBI's taxonomy places the organism in Eukaryota, Metazoa, Rotifera, Eurotatoria, Philodinida, Philodinidae. The record is from the annotation of a GenBank genome assembly.
AUGGCAUUCUCAUAUGGAACUCAACAGUACGCUGCUACUAAAGAUGAUAUGGCUGAUGCUUACGAACUCGGCUCAGCAAUGGCCCGAGAACAAUUAUCAGCCGAAGAUAGACAUCUUCUAGAAAAUAUUGGAGACGACGCAGUGAUUGUUGUACCGGGUACAUAUGAUCAUAUACAUCAAGUUUUAACAAGCUUAAAAAUUCCAUUUAAAACAGUACAUCAAGAAGAAUUAUUAACGUAUCCUUUACGCCCAGCAGAUCAAACAGUUUAUGUUAAUUGUGCUAGUUCAUUUCCAGCUGCUGUUGCUCAUCGCCUACGUAAAUUUGUUGAUGACGGUGGACAAUUAAUUACAACAGAUUGGGCUUUGAAAAAUGUUCUUGAAGUUGCAUUUGGUGAAUUCGUUCGUCAUAAUGGUCAAAUGACGGGUGAUGAAGUUGUUGGAAUACAAGUCAACGAUCCAACAAAUCCAAUUGUCGCUGGAUUUUUACCAGCUGCAAAACAUGUUGAUCCACAAUGGUGGCUUGAAUCAUCGUCAUAUCCCAUUGAAAUAGUCGAUGCACAACGUGUACGUGUCUUAAUUAAAUCGAAUGAAUUAAAUCAAAAAUAUAAUGCAUACGCUGUACUUAUUACGUUUGACUGUGGCAAAGGUAAUGUUAUACAUAUGAUAUCACAUUUUUAUUUACAACGUUCCGAGACACGUGGUGAAAGACAUAAAAUGUCAUCAGAGCAAUUCGCUAUGGAUAUGAAUGUAUCAGACGGAAUUAAAGCUAAAGCUAAACAAAUGAGCCAUUUAAAUUAUGCUCAAGCACAGUCGUCGGCAACAUCAUCGGCAUUUAUAUAUAAUCAAUUAGCUGAGCUUUUCUCACAAUCAACAAUUGAAAGAAUGGAUUAUGUAGCGACAACUUCAUUUCGUGCACCAGAAUUUAAACGAAUCGAUGCUCCUUGGAUUGGAUUGCUCAUUUUAGGAAUUAUUAUUUUUCUCUCGUCUAUUAUUAGUAUAGCUAUUGUAUUUUUACUAUGGCGUUACUUUCGACUACGUGCACAACUUACUAAUCAAACUCAAACUCAUACGCUAACUACUAAUACGGCAACGGGUAAACGACCAAUACCGGUACAAAUUGAAGAGGAGCAACCACCAACAAUUUACGAAACACAAAAAAUGGAAGUAUUUGUUCCAACGAAUACUGACGAAAGAAGUCACGGACGUUAUCCAGUACGUGAUGAUAUUGAACAAGUUCGUCGAUUCUAUGAAAGAACAACAAAAGCUUAUUUUUAA